CUCUCACCCGCGCACAGACUUCUGGGAAACCGAGUCCACGCUCUAAAUAAUUCAAGCCCCCAUUCCCUUCUCCUACACUGCUAACAAGAUGCCGGCCGUACAUCACAAACUGCUCCUGGAGGACGCUUUACAGGACAGUCCUCAGACUCGCUCUUUGCUCAGCGUGUUUGAGGAAGAUGCGGGGAUGCUUACUGACUACACCAACCAGCUGCUACAAUCGAUGCAGCGGGUGUUUGGAGCUCAGAGUGAGAUGGGAUUGGCCACAGAGCAACUCUCACGGCAACUUCUGGAGUAUGAGAAGAAAAAUUUUGCCCUUGGAAAAGGUGAUGAAGAGGUAAUCACCACGCUGCAGAACUUUGCCAAAACCGUGGGGGAGCUGAACUCGCUCCACUCUGAGUUAGCCAACCAGAUGGCUGACAGCAUGGUUUUCCCCUUGAUCCAGUUCCGAGAGAAAGACCUCACAGAAAUAAGCACACUGAAGGAAAUAUUUGGCAUCGCCACUGAUGAGCAUGAGGCAGCUAUGGUCAAGUACAGCCGGUUGCCAAAGAAGAAGGAGAAUGAGAAGCUGAAGGCAGACUUGGUGAAGGAGGUGGCAUACACCAGAAGGAAGCAGCACCAGGCCUCCCUGCAGUAUUACUGCGCCCUCAACGCCCUGCAGUAUCGCAAGAGAGUAGCUAUGCUUGAGCCUAUGCUGGGCUACACUCAGGCACAGACCAGCUUCUUCAAGAAAGGCAUUGAGCUGGUGUCAAAGAAGAUGGACAGUUUUCUCUCCUCUGUGUCCAACAUGACACAAAGCAUCCAGGCCCAGCUGGACUCCGAGGCGGAGGGCAUGCGUGUGUCCCAGAGGGAGCUUCUGUCAGUGGAAGACACCGUCUAUAUGCCAGAUAAGGACUGUGAGCCUGUCAAUCGCACGCUCAUCCAGAAGGCUGGCUACCUCAACAUUAGAAAUAAAACAGGCCUGGUGACCACAGCCUGGGACCGACUUUACUUCUUCACCCAGGGAGGGAACCUAAUGUGCCAGCCGCGAGGGGCCGUUGCGGGGGGCAUGGUGCUGGACCUGGACAACAGCUCCGUCAUGGCUGUGGAGUGUGAGGACAGACGCUACUGUUUUCAGAUAACUUCCCCCUCAGGAAAAACGUCAAUGAUUCUACAAGCUGAGAGCAAAAAGGAGUAUGAAGAAUGGAUUUGCACUGUGAACAACAUCUCCAGACAGAUCUACCUGACUGACAACCCAGAGGCUGUGGCCAUCCGACUAAACCAAACCGCCAUCCAAGCAGUCACCCCCAUCACCAGCUUUGAGAAGAGACAAGAAGGCUCGCCCAACCCUGACAGAGCAAAGCCAGGAGGUGUACACACUACUGGUUCUCAGAAAAGUGGUGCUGCUCCGGAGCCAGAGGACCUGAUAGCCCCCGGGACGCCAAUUCAGUUUGACAUCAUGCUGCCUGCCUCGGAGUUUCAGGACCAGAACAGAGCCGGGGGGAGACGCACAAAUCCAUUUGGAGAGACGGAGGAUGACUGUUCAACAGAGAGCGACGAUUCCCUCCUGCAGCAGGUCUUCGCUGUACGCUUCCUGGGCUCCAUGGCGGUUCGCUGUGGCAACAAUCAGGAGGUGAUCUACGAGGCCAUGAGGCAGGUGCUGGCUGCCCGAGCCAUCCACAACAUCUUUAGGACCACAGAGUCCCACCUCAUGGUGACCAGCAGUAGCAUCAGGUUGAUUGACCCACAGACUCAAGUUACGAGAUUAAGUUUCCAGCUUGGAGAAGUGUGUCAGUUUGCAGCGCACCAAGAGAACGGGAGGCUGAUGGGAUUUGUAGUUGAAGGCAGAGACUGGAGUGACGGAGACGAGGAGGGAGAGCCUUCGUUUAGCGCAUUCGUCUUUGAAAGCAACACAGAAGGCGAAAAGAUAUGUUACACCAUAAACUUGGCGAAGGACAUUACAGAAGCCAAGAAGGACCCAGAGGCCCUGGCCCAGCUAAUGAAGAACAUGCCUUUGACCAACGAUGGCAAGUUCCUGCUCCUGGAGCCCGAGACCGGCGACACAACCGACGGAGCAGGACAAGAAGAUCUGGAGUCUGAGGCCUAGGUCCAUUUAUGACCAAAAAAGAAACGCAAAAAUAGGACCACAGUCUCACUUUUGCCCAGGAGGGAAGAGUUUCCCUGGAUGAAGACCCCUAGCCCUAACUCUGGUACUGUAACACCGAUAUUAGACAGUGUAGUUCACUUCCACUGCCCCUGUGUUACUACUAUUCCAUCUCUUUUGCUGUGCUAAAAGCAUAAGACGUUGACAGUGGGUUGGCUGGCACUUCAUUAGAUAUGCUUUUCCAUGCUCACACUUGUAGCAUGGGUCUUUGGAUUUGGAGUUUUGUCAUUGUUUUUACACCACUGUAGGUGGCACGCACAUCAAAAGGGACAUUACAUUGGUACUGGUUGUGUUUCAUUGUUUUCUAAUAUCCCCAACCAUCUAACAGAAGGCGGUGAAUCAUUCGCUUCAGUUUAGGUUUACAUUUAUUUUAGGUUUACAUAGUUUGAAGUGUUUGUGUUUGGAGAGUUUAAACCUUUACUUUGUUUGACUUGUACGUACGGCUCAUAUGCAACUACUUUGGUGUUUAUUUCUUGAUUAUUCAUGUACAAAAAAAGUUAAUUGCACUUCCAAGGUUUAUAUCUGUUUUAAUAAUAACCGCUGAUGUGUACAGAAUGCACAAAUGGAGAAAUUUGAAGGAUUUUAACACAAUGAAGGACUUAAAACGUAGUUUAAGACGAUGUCGGGUUCUUUUUCCAGAGCAGUUACUGGAGAGUGUACUAAUAUUCUUAUCCUGGAGGAUCAUUUGUGUCUUAAAGCAGUGAACACAGUUAGUCUGAGUGUUCUCUCUGCACUCCGGCCACUAUCUCGGCAUCCUGGCUAUCUUUAGCAUUCCUUCUAAACUGAAUUACUGUUAUGCUUGACAUUAUUCUCUAUCAACUGUACAAAACAAGUCUUGAAAUUAUCUGUAUGUCAGGUCCUCAUUGAGCCGCCCAAAACCUACUUCGCGCUCCUUCUCUUAAAAGCCUUUGUAAAUAUGAUCUCCGAGUGUCUAUUCAAUGUUUAAUCAGAGUCAAUAUGCUAGGUCUGCUGCGGUGCAUGGUUAAAUAAUGCCGUUCUCUCUUGUUCCCUUUGCAGAAGAUUAAAGCCUCUACUCUUGAGCACUGAGCUGUAAUACUAAAAAAAAAAAAAACAACUAAAA
Molecule: messenger RNA, 3221 nt
Organism: Amphiprion ocellaris (clown anemonefish)
Lineage: Eukaryota; Metazoa; Chordata; Actinopteri; Pomacentridae
Gene: appl2
Product: adaptor protein, phosphotyrosine interaction, PH domain and leucine zipper containing 2
Exons: 21
Coding region: 89-2083 (664 amino acids)
Biological process (GO): signaling
Cellular component (GO): cytoplasm; endosome membrane
Molecular function (GO): protein binding
Source: RefSeq, a predicted model, not a curated record